GCUCUAUCUGUGACGGCUCCGCCUGCGCCUACAGCUCAGCGACUGAUCCGCGACUUAGAUCAGAAACUUACACUCCAAACAGAGUCUCAUCCGGCGUCAUCACAGGCGGCGGCUGUUGCCGAGGCUCCAGCGCUCCCUCCUGCGUCGUCAAAAGCUGUUCGUUUUCCGAGUCGGCCUGGAUGCGGGAGGUUCGGCAUGAGAUGUGUUGUAAAAGCAAAUCAUUUUCUGGUUGAUAUUGCAGACAGGGAUUUGAACCACUACGAUGUGACCAUUACUCCUGAAGUCCUAUCAAAGAAAGUUUGUAGGGUUAUUAUGAACAAGCUAGCUUCAGAUUAUACCCAAACUCACUUGGGCAACCGGAUGCUUGCCUAUGAUGGAGGCAAGAGUGUUUAUACUGCAGGGGAAUUGCCCUUCAAAUCCAUGGAUUUUGUUGUAAAGUUAGCUGAUGAUAAGGGAAGUUCAAGGCGAGAAAGAGAAUAUAAGGUAUCAAUCAAAUUUGCUACCAAACAUAGUCUGUAUCAUCUACAGCAAUUUUUGCAAAGCAGGCAGCUUGAUGCCCCACAGGAAACCAUACAAGUUCUUGAUGUGGUUUUGAGGACAAAUCCAUCAUCCCUAUAUCAAGUUGUGGGGAGAUCAUUUUUCUCAAGUCAGUUUGGAGAAGGCCAACUAUCUGAUGGUUUGGAUUACUGGAAAGGAUUUUAUCAGAGCCUUCGCCCAUGUCAAAUGGGGCUAUCGUUGAAUAUAGAUGUGUCUGCUAGAGCAUUUUAUGAACCCAUUUUGGUUUCUGAGUAUGUGAAGAAGUUUGUUAGAGAUUUGAGUAGGCCUUUGACAGAUCAAGACCGUAUAAAGAUUAAAAGAGAUUUGAGGGGUGUUAAGGUGGAAUUCAAUCAUCUAAGUUACACUAGGCGCUAUAAAAUAUCUGGAUUGUCUUCCCAACCAGCUCAUCAGUUGAUUUUUGAGCUUGAUGGGGGAGAGAAGAUUUCUGUAGGCCAGUACUUCCGUCAGAAAUACAAUAUUGUACUUCAAUAUCCCAUGUUGCCUGCCAUUCAGUCCGGUAGUGAUGCUAGACCUGUAUAUGUACCCAUGGAGGUUUGCACAAUUGUUAAGGGACAACGAUAUACAAGAAAACUUAAUGAAAGACAAGUAACUCAGUUGCUAAGAGCAGCAUGCAAACGUCCUCCUGAGAGGGAGAAAAUAAUUGAGCAGAUAAUUGAGAAGAAUGAGUAUAACAAGAAGGAAUUAGUGAAGACUGAAUUUGGAAUGCAGUUAAGGACUGCACUUACUCAAAUUGAUGCACGUGUCCUUCCACCACCAAGGAUAAAAUAUCAUGAAUCUGGGCGUGAAUCCCUUGUUGAUCCUAGGGUUGGAGUGUGGAACAUGAUAAAUAAGAAAAUGGUUGAUGCUGCAAGGGUGGAAUUUUGGGCAUGUGUCAACUUCUCACGGUGUAAAGAUCCAGAUAGGUUUUGUGGAGAAUUACUUGAGAUGUGCUGCAGUAAAGGGAUGGAUUUCAAUCCAUCCCCUUUGGUUCCUAUUCAUUCUUUUCAUCCUAGUAAGAUUGAAAAGACAUUGAUUGAUAUUCAUAAAGACUGCACUGCUAGAAUUUCAAGUAUGAAGAAGAGUGGAAAUUUACAGCUUCUGAUAAUUAUUCUUCCUGAUGUUAGCGGGUCCUAUGGAAAGAUCAAGAGGAUUUGUGAGACAGAGUUGGGAAUUGUCUCUCAGUGUUGUCAACCUAGACAAGCAGCCAAGUAUAAUAACAAGCAAUAUCUUGAGAAUGUUUCACUAAAGAUAAAUGUUAAGGUUGGCGGAAGAAACUGUUUUUUGGAGCUAGCUGUGCAGAGAAACAUACCUUACCUGACUGAUCGCCCGACGAUAAUCUUUGGGGCUGAUGUUACUCAUCCAUCUCCAGGGGAGGACACAAGUUCUUCAAUUGCUGCAGUGGUUGCAUCAAUGGAUUGGCCUCAUGUUACAAAGUAUAGAGGGCUGGUUUCUGCACAGCAGCAUCGUGAAGAGAUCAUCCAGGGGCUUUAUAAAACACAUCAGGAUCCACAAAGAGGAACGGUUCAUGGUGGCAUGAUUAGGGAAUUACUAAUUGAGUUCAGAAAGUCAACAGGGCGUAAGCCAGAGAGAAUCAUAUUUUAUAGAGAUGGAGUGAGUGAAGGACAAUUUUGUCAAGUGUUGUUAGAAGAAAUGGACGCAAUUCGAAAGGCAUGCAAUUCAUUGGAGGCAAAUUAUCUACCUCCAGUUACCUUUGUUGUAGUGCAGAAGAGGCACCACACACGCUUGUUCCCUGCUAAUCAUGAUGAUCGCAGAAUGACAGAUAAAAGUGGCAACAUACUACCAGGCACUGUGGUUGAUACGAAGAUUUGCCACCCAACAGAAUUUGAUUUCUACCUUUGCAGCCAUGCUGGUAUCCAGGGGACCAGCCGUCCUGCUCAUUACCAUGUGCUGUAUGAUGAGAACGCAUUCACUGCAGAUGCUUUGCAGAACCUAACAAAUUGCUUGUGUUAUACCUAUGCUCGAUGCACUAAAUCAGUCUCCAUUGUUCCACCUGCAUAUUAUGCGCAUUUGGCCGCUUUUCGUGCCAGGUAUUAUGUUGAGGAUGAAGUAUCAGAUGGAUCCUCUGGAAUGGCGGGCGGCAGGGCUACUAGGGAAAACACUGCUAAUGUUAGGCCAUUGCCUGCCAUUAAGGACAAUGUGAAGGCCGUUAUGUUUUACUGCUGAAGGAGAUCAGUUUUUUGUAUUGGGGUACUAUGUUUUCUGUAUAUCAGACUCCAGACUUUGGGCUGGUACAUUGAAUGUGUUUUGUGAGCUCAUUUUGUUUAUCCUUCUGAAUUAAAGUAGUGUCGUCUUUUGAAACUAGGGUCAUUUUGCCCUAAAAUCUUAUUUCUGGAGUAUAUUCAUGUUUCGCUCUAUAGUUGGUUUGUGUAAUUGUCUGUGAAGAUUAUCUUGUCAUAGGCGCUCCUGGAAGACUGGAUGGUGUUCCAGAAUAUAUAGUAGUUAAAUGAAAUUA
Molecule: messenger RNA, 3010 nt
Organism: Ipomoea triloba (trilobed morning glory)
Lineage: Eukaryota; Viridiplantae; Streptophyta; Magnoliopsida; Solanales; Convolvulaceae
Product: protein argonaute 5-like
Exons: 22
Coding region: 196-2721 (841 amino acids)
Biological process (GO): regulatory ncRNA-mediated post-transcriptional gene silencing
Cellular component (GO): cytoplasm
Molecular function (GO): protein binding; RNA binding
Source: RefSeq, a predicted model, not a curated record